UCCUCCCCCCGCACAGCUUCCAACUCAGCAGAGAGUCAGAGCACAGUAUUAGUUCAAUGCCUGCUGAAAUUGGUAUGCGGAAUUUUAGAGGGUUGAAGAUCCUGCAGCUGAAGCUAAGGUUAGCAUGGGGGUCUAACUUGGGAAAUACCGUAUCCGGAUAAAUGUUCCCUUUGAAUGAAAAGAUUUGCUGCAGAACUGGGAAGCUCCACUCGAUUCAGAUAUUCAGGAGAGCGGGAGGGAAGAUAAAACUGAACCCUGACCUUUCACUUCUCUCCCCCAUCUGUAGAGAGUUUCUGUCGUUGAGGAGCUAGGACUCGGCUGUACUUGGCUGUGCAGGACACACCAGUGAAGGUCGACACACCUGCAGCAGAAACAACAACUACUGUCAUCAAGGCCCCCUAUUGUCAAACGUCUGGGAGUGUGAAAGGCAGAGGAGGAGUGUUGAAGACUGGACACAACCUGCCUGAUAUUACAAUAGGGACAUUAGAGUCUCCGGACUCCAUCAGACAAAACAAACCAUUUGAAAACUGUCCCACUACCCCUUUUUACACACCCACUGGUUUUCACUCUCCAUUUUUUUUUCUGCCACUCUGCAAAGAUGGCCCUGUGUGUUUUGUCACGGGGGCGGACUGUAGAGUGUUGAUCCCGGGGGAGAGGUGACUCACAGCCAGGACCAUGUCUUGGAAGAGGAACUACUUUGCGUCCGGAAGCGGCGGGCUGCAGGGGAUAUUUACCCCACGCACUAUGACGUCCAUCGCCCCCAGUAAAGGACUCAGCAACGAGCCGGGCCAGAACAGCUGCUUCCUCAACAGUGCACUGCAGGUCCUGUGGCACCUGGACAUCUUUCGGCGGAGCUUCCGGCAGCUGACCACACACAAGUGCAUGGAGGACUCGUGUAUAUUCUGUGCCCUGAAGAGUAUCUUUGCUCAGUUCCAGUUCAGCAGUGAGAAGGUGCUGCCGUCUGAUGCGCUCCGCAGCGCCCUGGCCAAGACCUUCCAGGACGAACAGCGCUUCCAGCUGGGCAUCAUGGACGACGCUGCAGAGUGCUUCGAGAACAUCCUAAUGCGGAUUCAUUUCCACAUCUCAGACGAGACCAAAGAAGACAUCUGCACAGCCAAGCACUGCAUCCCACACCAGAAGUUUGCCAUGACGCUUUUCGAACAGUGUGUGUGCAGCAGCUGUGGGGCCUCCUCUGACCCACUGCCAUUCAUUCAAAUGGUGCACUACAUCUCCACCACAUCCCUCUGUAACCAGGCGGUGAGGAUGCUGGAGUGUAGAGACAAGCCCACACCAGACAUGUUUGGAGAGCUGCUCCGCAACGCCAGCACUAUGGAAGACCUACGCAACUGUCCGAGUAACUGUGGGGAGAAGCUGCGUAUUCGUCGGGUACUUAUGAACUCGCCAGAGAUCAUCACCAUAGGUCUGGUGUGGGACUCUGACCACUCAGACCUGGCAGAGGACGUCAUCCACAGCCUGGGCACUUGCCUGCGCCUGGGGGAUCUCUUCUACAGAGUAACAGACGAUAAGGCCAAGCAGGCAGAGCUCUACCUGGUGGGCAUGGUGUGUUACUACGGCAAGCACUACUCCACCUUCUUCUUCCAGACCAAGAUACGCAAGUGGAUGUACUUUGACGACGCACAUGUCAAAGAGAUCGGGCCCAAGUGGAAGGACGUUGUGUCUCGGUGCAUCAAGGGCCACUACCAGCCCCUGCUACUGCUCUACGCUGACCCCCGGGGGACGCCCGUGUCAGUGCAGGACCUGCCCUCCCGCUUGGACCUGCACCACUUCAACAGGUCAUACUACGACAGUGAGGACUCGGGCCGCGAGCCGUCCAUCUCCAGUGACACACGCACCGACUCGUCGACAGACAGUUACUCCUACAAGCACUCCCACUCCCACCAUGAGUCCAUGGCCAGCUACUUCUCCUCCGAUUCCCAGGGAACCGUCAUCUGUAACCCAGACAACGACUCAGCCUCCCGCAGCAGCCUGGAGACCACAGGCCAAGUGACAGACAGUGGGCCAGUGCAGUGCCACUCUCUGAGGAAAGGCGGAACAGUGGACAGGAAGGGCGGGGCCAGUGACAGGAAGCGGAGCUCUAGUCGUCCGAGGCGACUUGAGGAGAGGAGCCGGGGCUCUAAGACUGACGAAGCCUCGUCGGCAGGUUACCACAGCGAGGGGGAGACUCUGAAGGAGCAACAAGCACCUCGCACCGCACCCAAGUCCUCCUCUUCCAGUCGACUGAGGGAUUUCAAGGAGACCAUGAGCAACAUCAUCCACAGUCGCCCCCUCUCCGCCUCCUCCUCGGGCUCCGGGGCCCUUGGGGGUCUAGGGGCCGAGUCAGGGGCCACCACCAAGGCCAGAGACUGGGAGGCCGACAGCACCAGCAGUGAGUCCAAGUCCAGCUCCUCCGGGGGACGAUACAGACCGGCCUGGAGGCCCCGGAGAGAGGCCCUCAAUAUAGACAGUAUCUUCAGUAGGGAGAGACGUAGACAGGCUGGGUAUAGUCCCCUAGGGGCCACUCUGCCUGAAGACAGUGGGGCCCCAGCCGAGGGCCCCACAGGGUCAGUCACUGGACAAGGACAGGGGCCCUUUGGUAAUAUGGCCUCUUCCUGGACCCUGCCAACCACCAGGGGCCAUAACAUGGAGCAGCAGCCCCCCAGGCUCAUCCAGAGGAUGGAGAGUGGCUAUGAGAGCAGCGAGAGGAACAGUAACAGUCCUGUUAGCCUGGACAUGCCUCUCAGCGAGGGACCCAAUGCUGCUAAUACACAUAGGGACACCGGUCUGAAGAAGCCUUCCAGCUCCAGCUCAGGUCCAUCAUGGCGCACCGUGCCCAAGUCUAAGAGCAGCAGUGCUCUCCUGCAGGACGUCAAGGCUUCAUGCAGGGGCAACAGCCACACAAGCCUGGCGGGAGAAGGCCGCAGCGAACUGGACGAGCUGCAGGAGGAGGUGGCCAGGCGAGCGAGGGAGCAGGAGUUACAGAGGAGGAAGGAGAAGGAAAAGGAGGCCGCCUUGGGGUUCAACCCCAGACCCAGCAAGUUCAUGGACCUGGACGAGCUACAGAACCAGGGCAAAGGGGACGGCUAUGAACGGUGCGUGUCGGACGCUGAGCUACUGCUAGACCAGUCUCUGCGACUGGAGCAGGCUGGCGAGGUGGCCUCCGCUCUGUCUGUGGUUAAUGAAGCUGUAUCUAAACUCAGGCUUCCCAUGCAUGAGGGUGGCGCUAACACCCAUAGCAGGACAGUGGCUGAGGCCCGGCUGCAAAAGUGCAUGAGGAGAGCGCGGGGCCUGCAGCAGCGCAUGCAACAGCAGCAGCAGGAAGAGAGACCCCAGCAACAGGAUCAGGAGCAGACAGAGAAGCAGGAUCAGCCCUGUCCCUCUCCCCAGGGGCCCCCCAGUGAACAGCCUGUCCCAAUCCAAAUACUGUUGACAGACGCCCAGGAGGACCAACCACAAGCAGUCCCGGAAGCCAUCAGAAACACGCCUUCUCCUCUCUACGUUAAGCCCCUCCCCUCCAGCACAAACUCACUCCCUGAGCCCCUGAGCCACCCCCCUGUCGCUAUGCCCCCGAGCCCUCACACAGGGUCACCCAUGGGGGGGUUCAUAGCGGAGGCGUGGGGGCGCCGGGAAGGACUGGAGAUGUCAGGCGUGCUAGAUAACUCCUGUACUCAUGUGAGACCCCUCCACAAGCACGCUGCCGUGUCCCUGCCUGCCCUAUGUGUGAAUGGCCGGGACGAGAGCUUUACUGAGGGAGGCCAUGACCAGACCCCAGCCCUGCCCAACCACCAGCCAGCUGCACCCUCACACUGGAACAGUAACCCCCCAGCCCUGACUCUGCCCACCCCACGCCCGCACUCCAGGACACCCUCUCCAGUCAGCCACACCUCAGAGGAAAGGGGCGACGCCAACAUGGAGGAUGCCUAUUCCAGACGGCCAGCCCUGGGCCCCUCUCAGCCUCCUCCAGCCCAUCAGAACCACAGCUCCCCUGUCCCCAUCUCCUCCAACACCUCCAGGCUCGGCCCUCCUCCUCCCCCUCCCACCCGUAACUGGUCCGGCUGGAGCCUGGACCAGCCGGCCGCCUUCGACUCCCCCUUCUACUCCCCUCCUACAGACUCCCACUGCCCUCCAUCCACCCCCAUCAGACCAGGGCGGACCACUUCCCCAGUGUCUGGCAACUACAUGCCAGGUGCCGCCAUGCCAGUGGAGCGCUGGGCAGAGAAUGUGACCCGCUACUACAACUCCCAGGCUGCCCCUGUGGUUGGGUCGCCCUGUGAGGAGCUGUCGGAGCUAGACUCUCUGUACCAGGCGAGCCUUCAGGCCACCAGCCUGCACCGGGCCCCACGUGGAGUCAGCCCCCAGCCCACUGCCAACAAGCAACCGGCUAGGAAGCUGUUGUCUGGGCUGGCUGCACCUGGCCGCUCCAAGACUCCCACAGCCGAGUUAGAGAGAUAUGCUUACAGAACGCCAGGCUACACCAGCAGCCCCACACAACACAACAAGCCUGGGUCAUGUGAGCGACCACUGGGAGAUGACAAGAACUACAGUGCUGAGAACCUCCGCCGCAUUGCCCGCAGUCUGAGUGGCACCGUCAUAGGGGGCCGACCCCGUAACUCCUCGCCCCCUCCCGCAGCUUUGAGCCCCCAGUUACCAGGAUGCCAAAGCAUGCGGAAUCCCGAGUCCCCGCACGUCAUCCUAGCACGUCCCUCCCUGCACCCCCUCCCUCCUCCACCCACCUCGCUCCACCCGAACCCCAACACCAAUACGUCCACAACAACCACCACUACAGCCCCCCAGCACUGCCCCAGCACCCCCCUCAGCAGGCAGCACGGCCCCCCUCCGCGGGGCCCUAUCUGGGACGCUCAGGAGAUCACCAGAAGGGAGACCAGUUUCUGGCUGUGUUUGACCGGGGUGAAGCUUUCUCCCGUGAAAACUACCACAGUGUUGCACUGAGCUACGGCACGCUGCCGCGGGCACCUCCCAGGGCACCUCCAUCCUGGUCCUCCUCUCUCCCCCGGCCCAGGGAAGGACCCAACCCGGGCCCUGGGUA
Molecule: messenger RNA, 5044 nt
Organism: Salvelinus sp. IW2-2015
Lineage: Eukaryota; Metazoa; Chordata; Actinopteri; Salmoniformes; Salmonidae
Product: ubiquitin carboxyl-terminal hydrolase 54-like
Biological process (GO): protein deubiquitination
Molecular function (GO): cysteine-type deubiquitinase activity
Source: RefSeq, a predicted model, not a curated record